Messenger RNA from Peromyscus leucopus (white-footed mouse), 8822 nucleotides. RefSeq names its product putative sperm motility kinase W. The transcript has 5 exons. NCBI's taxonomy places the organism in Eukaryota, Metazoa, Chordata, Mammalia, Rodentia, Cricetidae. Gene Ontology annotation, molecular function: ATP binding; protein serine/threonine kinase activity. The coding region runs from base 3686 to 5152 and encodes 488 amino acids. Gene Ontology annotation, cellular component: cytoplasm. Gene Ontology annotation, biological process: intracellular signal transduction; protein phosphorylation. The record is from RefSeq and is a predicted model, not a curated record.
CCCAUCACCUGCUUUGUCUGUGAUAUGGAUUUCAGUACAGAUUGAUAAAACUAACUUAUCUAAAACUUUUAUGUCAUAUUGUAAGAUAGUUCCUGUAGGCCUCAGAGGAUUAAAAGAGUCAUAAAACUUGGAUCCAUUUCACAGAUGUCAGAAGGACCCCAGAUGAGUACAGCUUAUUCCUAAAGAUGGUAUUUUUUCUUUCUCUUGGCCUUGGGACCCCUGUUCUUCCCAGUUACUAAGUAUGUGAGCCUUAGGGUUCCAAAUAAGUUCAUAAAUUACAACUUCUGUUCCUAGUUUCAGUUUGUCUCAACAGAUUUCCCCUUGGAUGGCAGACACCUCCAAGCGUCAGUUGCUGACUACACUGUUCUGGACGACUGUGAGCUCCAGACUAAAGCUGACAUGGACCAGCCCAGCAGACCUGAUUUGUUCCCUGUAUCUAUGAGGUCAGAUAGCCACACGUUUCUGCCAAUGCCCCAUUGCCCAGUAUUUGAUUAGGCUUUUUGGGGCCCUGACAAUGGUACCCCAAUGCCAGGUUGAAGCAGCUGCAGAAGAAAAUAUGUCAUCCCAUGUUCCCUGUCCAGAGAAGGCUGAAAUGUUGGGUCAAAAGGAAAUUCCCUGGCAUAAGGGCAAGAUGGCCAACUAUAAUGCUCAUUGACAUACCAUGAAAAUAGGUUCAGAGUUGUCAAUUGAUAAACUUAUUAACUGAAAUGGCUCUGCAAUAAGAUAAGAGACUUGACAUUCUUUGUGCAGAACCAAAGUGGUGUAAAAUAAGAUUCUAAUCUGGUUGCACUCAAAGAUCAGAACUACAAGGCCUUAAGAAAGAGAGUAGAUAAAGAUGUCACUGCCCUAGAAAAAUCUAUUAGCUAAUGGUUUGUAGGUCCCCAAACCCUUGCAUCUCUGGACAGGUAGGAGUCAUGAUUGAGCCCUAUCUUUGGUACCUGUGAAGUGGGGAAUGUUGAGGGUCCCCAGCACAGCUUGACCACACAGCAGCCAUGACAGGCUUAGGUGUCCAGAUACUGCUUCUGUGACUGGCUUACUGGCAGGCAACCCCCAGAUCCAGGAAAAGCCAAAAAAUGACACCACCCAGGGAUCAACUGAGGGAUGAAAAAUAACAUGCCAACCAUUAGAUAAGGUGGCCAGAUAUCCCUGAGUCUAGCACAAACCUAUUUUUGUUUUGCAGAUACCCCCAGACAAUUGUCAGACAAUCAGGGUCCCAAACUCUGGAAAUGCCCUCAUCCUAACCUCUGCUAUGAUAAAAACUCUAUCCUUACUCAGCUUAGAGCUCUCUGUUGUCACCGCUGUGAGGGACAGAGACUGAGCUUGAAAUAAAGGCUCUUUGCUUUACAUGUGGAAUUAGAUCUCCAUGGAGGUCUUCUGGGGGUUCCCAUGAUCUGGGAAUAACAGCUGAGAGAUUGUGUGGAUAAUCAGUACACACCACCACAACCACAACUACACCUCAUACCACCACCAUCAUCACCACAUCCACUAUAUUCCUACUAAGGAAAACACUUAACAACCACUUAAUAUCCUACCAACUUCUUAGAGACACUGCCACUUCUCAGUUUGUGGAGCAGGAAGGAAGUAGACUCUGACUGAGAGUGAGAAAGCAAGAGAAACUCCAUUUUAAAGAAAACUUCAUGUCUAGAAAUAAUAAGAUAAAAGCUGAACCAAGUUUCAGAGACACAGACACCCACCUAAGACUCCAGUCAAGGCUACUCCCUGCCCCCAGGGUGGGUAAGCUGCUGGCCAAGAAAUAGCUAAAACAAAGGCUUAGUCCAUCAAAGUCUCCAACAGUACUGGGAGAGUCUCCAAACGUCUUUGGUUUUCUAUAGUUCUUCUCUUGGCUAAAUGUUCCUGUUGACUGAAGUGUGACCCUGAAAUAGGAAGGCUUGUACCCCUUAGCCUGCAGUUUUUCCCUUUAAAACUCCUUCAUUCUGAGAGCCCAGGGCUGUCCUCUUUCACCUGGCUAGCCAGUGUGUUGGACGUGGACAAAGCCCGGGGUUACAUAUUUUAAUAAACCCCUUUGUACUUGCUCGGGAUAUUGGCUCUGUGGUGGUCUUGCUUGGGGGUCUUGCUACAUGGGCACAAGAGGAGGCAGGAAUACUGGCUGGGUUCUGUCAACUUGACACAAGAGUCACAAGGGAGAGGAAACUGAGAAAUUGCCUUCACCACUUUGUCCUGUGGGCAUGGCCAUGGGCCACCUUCUUAAACACAGAUAAGGCCCUUCCAGCUCCCUGUGGGCAGUGCCAGCCCUGGACAGUGGUCCUAAAUCAUAUGAGAAAGCAAGCUGAGCAAGUCAUGGAGAACAAGUCAGUAACUUUCCCCUAUGGUUCUUGUUUCUGCUCCUGCUUGAGUUCUUACCCUGACUAUCCUCAGUGAUGGGCUUUGAAUGGAAUAUGCAAGCUAAAUAACUCCUUUCUUCCUAAGAUGUUUUUGGUCAUGGUGUGGGACAGCAGGCAGCUGGAUGGUGGUCCCACCACCCAUAAAGAAACCAUAAAGUGCCCUAGUCCAUUGCUUUAGGCAGAGGAGGAGCGGCCUGUGAUGGAGAAGAUGAAUAGGAUUCAGAAGAUGGGUCAGGACAGAGUGGCCAUUUCACUUUGGUCCCUCAGUUCCCACCAGUCCUUAUGAGCUAGUUUAUGUUUGUCUCAAAGACAACAAGUGCUUGGCCUCUGAUUGAGAGACAUGAUCCUGUCCCCCAAAUGGAGUGACUCUCAGGAACUGUGAGAUAGGAAUGACUGGAAACUGUUGGAGAAGCAGACAGGAGGCUGCAGCCAUGCUCUAGGAGUUGUCCAGGACAAUGGUCCUAAGGUCAAUCAGCACCCAGGAUCACAAGGUAGAAAUUCAGAUCUCUUAUCUAUAAGGAGCUCAGUCAUCAUAGGAGUUUCCCAGAACUCCUUGAGGUCAACAGGCAUGACAGGAACCUAGAGCCCUUCCCCACUCCCAACCUCCUCACUUCCUCCUCAGAUAGAGUAAGUUCAUGCCCAGAGAUGCCAGGGGGCUUCCUCCUAUUCUCUCGGAGUUCAUAUUUAAUGUGACCUUUAGUCAACACUGGAAGCAAACCGCUGGGCCAGGCCUGGGACAAACAGGUUCAGGCUAGAGAGUGGCCAAGCACUCCCCAUGCCAUGGAUCUUCCUGCCUUUAGUCCCCUGCUGGUCCGAAGAACAGACUGUAAACAUGGCUUUGACAAAUCCCUAAUGACUUUGCCUCUCUACAGGAGACCUGUUCAAAAGGUACCUAAUCCUCAAAAAGCCAGAAAUGGUUUGAGGUACACAGAAGCCAAGGACAAAGGCCACUGAAGACUGUGCUGGCUGUAAUGUGCUGGCUGUAAUUUGUAGAUGAGAUAAUAUCCAUCUGUCUGUCUGAUCCACUGAAGCAGAAGCUGGUGGAGACUAACUUCAUUUUGAUGAGAAGGAGAAAGGUACCUGGGGCAAAACAUGAAGCCAGCCACUGUGGGCUAUAGAUAGCCUGCUGCGAUUGGUCAAUUUCUCACUCUGGCCUCACAAGAAGCAACUUUGAGGCAUGAGGGUCCUGUAUAUAAGGCCCUGGGCUGGGCUGCAGCUCUGUCCCUACAGAGCAGGGAGCUAACUUAGGUGACCUGUGGGACUCUCAUAGCUAUCUGGUUAGCUGUUGAGCUGAGACGUUGCCACCACCUGUCUGCACGGGAGCACAGUGACCACCUAGCCUCAUGGACUGCCACCCCAACACCAAGAGCCUGAACAGCCAAUAUAUGGUCCUAUUUCCCAUCGGCCAUGGUGCAUUUGGCUCUGUGCAGCUGGCCUACCAUCGCCUCACAGGCAUCCCGGUGGCAAUCAAAGUGAUAGAAAACCUCGAGGAGGACCUCCAGUUCAUCGUAUCUGAGAUGAUGGCCCUGGAAAGACUGCACCAUCCCAACAUCAUUCGCCUCUUCCAGGUGCUGGUAGCAACAGAGCAAAUCUACUUCAUCACGGAGUUUGCCCCGGGAGGAGACUUGUUCCAAAGAGUGACGGAGGAGGGCAGGCUGCAGGAGGAAGUGGCACAGAAAAUAUUCGGGCAGAUCCUGUCAGCCAUCAAGUAUUGCCAUGACCUGAACAUCGUCCAUCGAGAUCUGAAGCCCGAAAAUAUCCUCUUUGAUGAAGAGGGCAACGUGAAGCUGGCAGACUUUGGCCUCGCCACCAGUUGGAGAGCUGGAACACUACUACACCAGCAAUGUGGGACCAAGAGCUUCAAUGCCCCAGAACAGGUCCUGGGGUUGGGCUAUGAUGGGAAGAAGACAGAUGUGUGGAGUCUGGGUGUGCUACUGUAUUUGAUCACCACCGGGAACCACCCCUUCCAAGGAGACACUAUGGAAGAGAUCGAGGGGAAGAUCGUCACAGGCACCUAUGAUAUUCCAGCUCACGUCUCUGGGCAACUGGAAAAUUUAAUUCACCAAAUGUUGACAGUUGCCCCAGAGAGGAGGCCCUCCAUUGAAGACCUUCAGCAACAUCCAUGGGUUAUGAAGUGGAAAGAAAACAUCCCAAGUGAAACCUUGUUAGAUCCCAAGGUUUUAGACACACUCUCUGACCUUGGCUUUAAUAUGAAUGACGUUUUGGAAUCCCUGCAAAAAAACAGAUACGAUGAGUUGAUGGGGACAUACCUAAUAAUCAGAGAGCAGGCCCGCAAGGGGCUGCCCCUUGAGUUUGGCUGCAACACCUCAGUCACGUCUGUGGACGUUGGAGCUGCGCCUCCUGUGUCCCUAGUAUGUCCCUCUGUCUCUGGUCUUCCCCCAAAACGGAGGGCCAGUGAGCCCACCUUUGGCCUCCUCCACACCCAGCCCUCACACCAGCCCCUGUCUGUUGUGCCAGCAGCCCCAGGGCAGAAGGUGGCCAGAAGUGCCUCCAUGCCUGUACAUUAUCCCCAGAAGAAGAGCCCCACGUGGAGCUCUGCCGCCCUAUCCAGAGGUGAGACUUCUCUGAGUGUCUCCAGCAGCAUAUCAGAAGAAGAAACUCCUCCGUCACCUGGAAAUGACUCUGACAUGGAAAAUGCACUGAACCCUCAGAACAUCGGGUGCUUCCAGAGACUGUACAAGAGAAUCAGGGCCUGCUUCUCCAGAUUUUGCUGCUUCUCGGGGGAUCAAGAGACACAAGUCCAGCCCAUGUUCAACAACAAAGUGGCUCCUGCGACAGAGACAGGAUGAAGAGCCCAAGGAACUGGGCAUGCAGGUUUGAGAGGGUGCAUAUGUGCUUUGCAUUUUAUUUUCUCUGCCUUUUCAUCAAAAAAUCAGAAAUGUACAUGUUUGUUUUGUGGGGUCCAAUGGGAUGUUCAGAUGUAUUUCUACACCAGCUGGAUUAAACCCUAACACUUAGCAUACCUCCUCAGGAAGAAAUCCUGCUGGAACAUACUCAGGUGGUGUCUGAUGUAACUGAACUAGCAGAAGACACAAAAGACUGUGACCGGAGUGAGGUGGGUGGUGGGUGGGGUGCUAUGGAGCUUUGUCCACAGGGAACAGAUGUUCAUAUAGAAGACUCUGCUUGGGGAUCUAGGGCCUGAAAGAAUGACUAUGGUCAAAGCCCAAAGGGCAACUUCUACGUCCCCCUACAGUUCAACUGGACAGGCAGAGUGUGUCAAGUCCUGUGAGGCCUGAUGUCACAUUGAAGAGGUCAACUGUGGGAGGCUGAGCUGGAUCCCAGUUCCUGCAUACCUGGGCACCCAGUCUAGACGAGAUGUCUGCAUUAUCACAGCACUCUCUACCGUGGCAUUCCAGGAGAAUGUCCUCAAAGGACAGAGGUUGAUUACAAAAGAUCCAUCAAUUUCCAAUCCUCAGUCUUUCACAUCUGAGGAGCCUGGAGGAGGAGACUCUACUGAUCUUUUCAUGGCGGUCAUGUGACCUAGAUCCUUGUAUUUCAUGGGCAUUGUGUUCUCAAUUGUGGGAUCUUUGACUACAAAGGCAGGUGGUUUAUUGUUGCUGAGGGUCAUGCCUGACUAGAGCAAGACUUUACUAGAAAAACAAGGUCAAUUCUCUCACCUAAGCAAGAGAUGGAGAAGGGAUGUGAGGCCAUCGUGUGUAAGGAAGAAAAGUCCCGAUGGAAUCCUAUGUGAUGAUCUGGUGCCUGGCUGAGGGACUAUGGUCAAGGCUCAAAGGGGACACCUCGAGAUCUCCCUGCAGUUCAGGUGAACAGACAAGAAGUAAUGAACUCUGACCUACAUUCUGAUAGCACAGAGUCGGGCAUCAACCAGGUCUGGACACAAGCAUCUGCAGAUGAAAGUAUGGAUAGUUAGUGUCUCCUGCUGCAUGUCCAGUUCAUGGGACACUGGGCAACCAAGAAGUCAUUGUGAUUAUAGUGACACAGGAGUCUCCACGGGGACCUAACUCCAUUCUCAAGAGCAGAGGAAACUGGGAUAGCCAUCCAAAGCAUCUGAUGAUCAGGCAAGAAGCACUCAUGGUGUCUUUUAGCCACACAUGCCAAGAAGAAAAUAAACUCUUUCUCAUAGGACACUAAUGCGGACCCUUUUUCUCCUACCUUCCUACAUGUAUUCUAUGUCCAAUCACCCAGAAGAAAUUUCCCUACAGCACUCACAGUAGAACCAUGCUCCAGAUUUUGGGAAACACAGUUGGGAUGGGUUUCUGGGCCUCUCUGUCCUCCCAUGACUUUAUGGACAUUUAUAAUGUGUGCAGUCUCUGGAAGGUCGUGUGCAGGCUGGGAUUGAGCUGGGGCUUUGCCAUCAUCUAAUGCAGAAGCCCUUGUGCCAAUAUGUGAUCCUGUUGACAAGGCUGUUCUGCUCUUCAAGCCGAUGGUAUGAUUCACCUGUCUCCAUAUAAACACAGCCCAGCAUGCCCUUACUUUGUGCUACUGUUAUUAUGGUGACGUUAAGAGAAAGGACUUUGACAGUAGGAAGUAGGAUGGGAAGACAACAUGAGGACCAGCUGUACCUGGGAAGUAGACAGCGAAACCACCAAUACCCCCUUCAGACCUGCUUUCUAUAAUGGUGUCCUUGUACUGAAGCUCUGUCAUAGAGAAGGCAACAAUUUCUCCCUGAAACUCCUUCAGCCUUCAUUCUGAGUCUUCUAGAUGGGAAGAACCUGGAGGAGGGUCUCAGAUGUGUCAGAGGGUGGCCCUGUGACCUGGGUCACUACAUCUCUUGGGAUUUUGUUCCAGGUGUGGGCUGUGUGACAGAGCUGGGCCCACAGUUCUAGCCAUGCAGUCUCUUCAUUACUUUCUGGAAUGUGCCUGCUCCUGGCAUGUGCCUGCUCCUGGCAUGUGCCUGCUCUUGGCAUGUACCUGCUCCUGGCAUGUGCCUGCUCCUGACAUGUGCCUGCUCCAGUCCUUAUGCAGCACCCUGGGAGAGGUUCUUCCUCCACAGUCCUGAUGGUCACCAUUCUUACCUACGAAGAAUUUGAGAGAAGACUGCAUCUGAGUUUUGAGGCCAGCUUCUGGGCUUCCUUUGUGCAAUGAUCUGAGCUGUUCUUUUGUCAGUUGUCAUUGGAUGGAUAUGGCCUUGUGACACGCCCUCAGGAGGGGCUGGAUCACAGGAUCGGUAGUCUGGUCUUCAAGCUGUCCACAGGGAGCUGGCACUCUGGCAGAGGCCAGGACAAUCAUGAAGACAAAGGUGCUGAGUUGGGGAACCUAAUGGACAUGAAGCAGUGUCAGAACUUUCUGGAGAAGUCUGUGACUGCUCUGCGGGAGUGGGAGCCUUGACCUUGGCCCACACAUGUGCUGUUCUCCUUCUUUGGAUGCCAGUCAGGACAACGAGAUCUCUGUCCCUCAGAAUUGCCUUGGUUGUUGAUUUAGGGAAUCUCCCACACCUCAGCUUAGUUUUCUAGCUUUAGAUCAUAUUUAAUCUUCGCAUUGUAGAUGAUUUACCCCUGUUCUUUAUGCCCAGUUUACAUUACCAAACUUAAUAUGGUUGUAACAGUAAGUAUGCAAUGUUUUAGGACAUGGCUACCCCCAUUGGCAUGCUCAGAGCCUUUGCCCAAGGGUGUUCUUAUACACCUGUGAAGAGAGCAAGCCAGGAACUUGUAUCCUUACUCAGGGAUGAGAACAAACUAAAUCUCAGAGCAUGACUUGCCACAGUGUGGUCCCUGAGCCUGGAAGCUCCUAGCUCCACUGUUCAAGCGUCUUUGUCUAUUCUGUGUUGGGACAUUUUCCAUUCCUUACUUGGUAGUGUCCACAGACCCUUCUUUAGAGACUGGAGUCCAGAAAGCCCAGGGCAGGGUUUCCAGCAGGACACUGACCCAUGUUGGUUGUCCUGGCUUCCAUCCCUGCUUUCACCAAUCACUAUUCUCAUGUCUGUCCUUAGAGCUGGUCUGCUCCCGUGCCCUGCACUGGGUGAGGAGGUUGGGAGCAAGCGUCAAAUGAAUGAAAUACAGGCUCUGGAUUCUCUCAGAAAGCCUGCAUCAGACCCCCGAGGCUCUGAGAAGCCGACAACCUGGUCAAGAACAAAUAUUCUCGGAGGCCAUGAAGACAAGUCCUAUCUCCCAGAAGACAGGUCAAGGUGUUGCUGUCAGAAGGGCAGGUGAUAUGAGCCAUUCAGAACUUCACUAUGAAACAGAGCUAAGACUCAGAUUACUUUUCCCACGGUCUUCCUCAGUCUCAUCUUAGAACUGAAGAUCACCCAGGACAUCCUCUUUUCCUUGAAGUGUGAAGAACAGGGUACUUAGUGUGCUCGGGACUGCCUGGGAACGGGUGUCCUUUCGAGGAAGACAUCUGACCACCAGGUGGAAGGCACUCAAGUGACCCCAGCCUGAGGAAAUGUUCCACACAAAACAUUCAGGAUGGAUCUUACUACCUCAGAGACACCUCUCCAGAAACACCCUCAGAUAUGUGCCCGGAUUUCUGCCUCUUAAGAAAACCUAGUUCCUACCACAC